Messenger RNA from Thyridium curvatum, 1227 nucleotides. RefSeq lists its product as uncharacterized. The record is from RefSeq and is a predicted model, not a curated record. The coding region runs from base 1 to 1227 and encodes 408 amino acids. NCBI's taxonomy places the organism in Eukaryota, Fungi, Ascomycota, Sordariomycetes, Thyridiales, Thyridiaceae. The transcript has 5 exons. Gene Ontology annotation, molecular function: FAD binding.
AUGUCCGAAAUCAAGAAGGAUCUCAAAGUCCUCAUCGUCGGGGCAGGCCCGUCGGGCCUCUUGCUUGCUCUGUUGCUGGGGCAGAAGGGCAUCGAAUCGACUAUUCUCGAGAAGUCACACGAGAUCGAUCGCAACCCACGGGCGAGUUUCUAUGCGUACCCGACCAUCCGAGAGCUGCGCCGGGCCGGCCUCAUGGAGGAUAUCAUGAAGGACGCUUUUGUUCCUAGCGGUGUGACCUGGCGCCUCCUGGACGGCACGCCGAUCGCCAAAAUCCACCCCAGCAAUGAGGUCGGCCGAGAGACCAUGGUUUCCCUGCCACUUGACGAGCUGCUUCCUAUAAUGAACAUCCAUCUACAAAAGUGCGAAAGAUCAAAGCUUCUUCUCAACCACGAGGUGAUGGCGAUCGGCCAGGACGAAGACAAGGCCUGGGCCACCGUACAGACCCCCGAGGGCGAGAAGAGGUUUGAGGGUGACUACAUCGUCGGUUGCGAUGGAGGCAAUAGCAAGAUUCGCAGGGAGCUCUUUGGAGGCGAGUUCCCAGGCUUCACCUGGGAUAAGCAAAUCGUCGCGACGAACGUGUACUACCCCAAAUUCAAGGACUUCAAGUGGACAUCCUCAAACUUCCUCAUCGACAAGGACCAUUUCACCAUGAUCGCCCAAAUUGCCAAGGACGGCCUUCUACGGGUCACUUAUGGCGAAGAAGGCGGCUUAACCCGGGAAGAGAUGCAUGAGCGACUUGCCUGGAAAUACAAGACCAUCCUACCCGGUGCACCCGAGCCUGGUGAGUAUGAUGUCAAGUCUUUCAGCCCCUACAGAAUACACCAGAGGUGUGCGGAGAAGCUCCGGGUCGGGAGAUUCCUGUUGACGGCCGAUGCUGCCCACCUUUGCAAUCCUUUUGGCGGGAUGGGCCUGACCGGUGGCCUCGUCGAUGUCGGCAACUUGUUCGACUGCCUCUAUGGUAUUGCGACCGGGGAAGCAGACGAGGAUAUUCUGGACAAGUAUUCAGAGAUUCGAAUGCAGAAGUUCCACGACGUCAUCAGCCCCAUAUCGAGCGGCAAUAUUAGGAGACUUUGGGAUCCCAGCCCCGAGGCGAUCGCCAACGAACCAUUCUUCAACGCCGUCAAGGAGGCUGAGCAGAACGAACACUUGGCACAACAGAUGAAGACUGGCCUAAACAUCGUGAUGCACGACUUUACACAGUACUACAGGUCAAGAGCAGUAGCUUGA